Messenger RNA from Carassius carassius (crucian carp), 1040 nucleotides. RefSeq names its product protein slit-like. The record is from RefSeq and is a predicted model, not a curated record. The transcript has 2 exons. The coding region runs from base 1 to 996 and encodes 331 amino acids. Gene Ontology annotation, molecular function: protein binding. Lineage: Eukaryota; Metazoa; Chordata; Actinopteri; Cypriniformes; Cyprinidae. Gene Ontology annotation, cellular component: extracellular matrix.
AUGCUCUGCGUCGUGGUGGGGAGCUCAAAGCUCUGCCCUCAUCAGUGUUUGUGUUACAAUGCGUCUGAACUGGUGGACUGUGGAUCCCGAGGGUUCACACACGUUCCCCACAGUAUUCCACACGGCACGUGGCUCCUGGACCUCAGUGGGAAUGAUCUGUCGGAUCUGAGGAGCGGCUCCUUCACUGGGACAUGGGCUCUCCGGGUGCUCCUGCUCUCACAGAGCCACAUACAGCUGCUGCGCUCCAGGGCUCUUUCCUCUCUGACCUUCCUGGGAAAGUUGGACCUGGCUUGCAACGAGCUCCGUGUCCUUCCUCCAGAUUUCUCUCAAGGCUUGGCCGCUCUUAAAGAUCUCAAGCUUUCCCACAAUGCUCUGCAACGCCUCGAGUCCCACUCCUUGGAGGACCUAGAAAGUCUGGAGAGGUUGGAUCUCAGUCACAACCACGUUCAGGUUAUCGAAGCUGGUGCAUUUGGCGGCCUCUCCAUGCUAAAGCUCCUUAACCUCGCCUGGAAUCAGCUCACAGUCGUGCAAAGAGGCCUGCUCAGCAUGCAACAGGGUCUGGGAGUUCUUCUCUUGAACCACAACAAUAUCUCCAAGAUUGAAACCGAAGCUCUGGCCCCCUUACAAACCCUCACCAUUCUGAACUUAGAAGCCAACCAGUUGAGAAGCCUGAAGUUUAAGACGUUCUUAAACCCUCAGACGGCCAGCACACAUCUGCAGAUGUCGGAGAACCCCUGGACAUGCGACUGCGAGUUACAUCGUGUCUUUAGUAAGAUUCUCCACGUCAGGCAUCUCCAUGUGGAUGAUUACAUGAACAUCACGUGCCAUUCUCCGCUCUUGCUGUCCGGAGCGUCCCUGGGUUUGAUGCACAGUCAGCUGUGUGUGGCAGAAACGGACACUGUCCUGGUCAUUACAGGAACCGUGAUGGUCACUGUGGUGGCGGCUCUGGUCAUGGCAGAACGCAAGCAAAAUCAAAAGAUCAACCUGGAAAAAUAAGGAAAUUAUCCUAUGCCUUGGGAGUCUGGCAAAUGAAGAAAGGA